GCGCGUUUAUGUUUAUACCUCGCCGGCGCUGGGAGUGACACAUGGUCGAAGUGAUUGUCUCUCAACAAUGAGCCAUGGCGACUGGCCCUGCACAUCCGGAUAAGACCGACACGGCGGCGGAAGCGGGCCCGGGAGAGGGCAGUGCGACCUAUUCGGUGUUUCAAACCAGCAUCGCGAAGCUGCGGAUGGCCCGAUGGAGGGUCACUCCAGACUGGAAGCCCAAGAGCCGAGACGAAGCGAAGGACUUUCUCAGGGCGGCGCCGGUGAGAGACAAGCGGACCCUCUCCGAAAAGGGACUCUUUCGAAUGCUCUUCGUUCAUCUGCCCGACGCAAACCAACUCACCUUGCACGAAGACCUAAUCGAGGUCGCCAGGAAUCAUGCCUGGAUCGAUAGCCAGUUUGCUUCCCGGCUGCGAUCCCCAUCGGGCGGGAUGGUGUGGUUAGAUUCCCGCGAGAGCGCCAACAUGGGCUUGGCCGUCCAAGCACCAGCCACCGCCGGAGAUGGCCUGGCGUAUUGUUUCUCCCUGACCAAUAUUCGCGGCUUCGAGUCGGAUUGGGUCUGCCUCUUCGUCGGCGCGCGCGACGUCUGCCCUCAGCGCGUGGCGUCACUGAUGUCCCAGGACCCGUUCCCGUCCGAUUUCGUCCCGCCUUUGCCUCCAGACUUCAUGUUCCUGCCUAUUUGUGUCCUCUCGUACGACAUAUCCGAGCUGGCCAGGGGCGUUGACGAGGUCAACUCGGGCGUCCUACAUAUAGUGGGACAGCUCACCGAGGCCGGCAUACCCGAAGCCGGCGUACCAACGGAAAUUGGCGGGAGCGAUGCUGCCGUGAGCCUCCUCUCGGAGCACAUAGGCAACCUCCACGAGCCGACCGACAUGUACCGGAUCAGAGCCGGCAGGGCCGGGCUGUUGAAAAUCCAGCAGAAACAUCUAGCGCUCAAGCGGCGGUGGUCGUUCCUCCGUGAAUUUGCUCACAAACUGGGCUCAUACUUUGAGCUGCGCGUAGCGAGCUGGUCCAAAGAAGGAGACCCCGCAACCUACUCGGCGGCGCUUCGGGGAAGGGUCGACCGCGAGCUAGCGAAUCUUGACUCGCUAUUCCACGAGUUGGACGUGAUACCGUUAAGAAUAGAGGCGCAGCAGGCUUCAGUGGACAGUUAUAUGAGCCUCAUCGUAAGCAACUUCACGGUGGACGCCCCCCGAAUCCGGAAGAAUCGUCUCCUAACCUAG
Molecule: messenger RNA, 1223 nt
Organism: Gaeumannomyces tritici R3-111a-1
Lineage: Eukaryota; Fungi; Ascomycota; Sordariomycetes; Magnaporthales; Magnaporthaceae
Exons: 4
Coding region: 75-1223 (382 amino acids)
Source: RefSeq, a predicted model, not a curated record